CCGCGGAACCCGGCAGCCUUGGGCGCGCGAGUGGGGAGCUCUCGCGCCGCGCAGGGCUCACUCCCUGGUUGCGGUUGCUGAGGAAAUGCUGGAGCGCGGCACCCGGCUGCUCCACCUGGCGCGCUGAGCACCGCGCGGGGAGCCCCCGGGGGCUGGCGGUGGGGGGCGCGGACUGCGGUAGAAUGCACGCCGGGCUCCUCCGGCUCUGCGAGACGUAGCUCCAGCUCGGUCAGUUGCCGGGGGACCGCCGCUCGCCGCUCCACUAACUUGCCACUUGGUCGUGACUGGUCUCCGAGGCUCGCUACGCUUUGGGUGGUGGGGGGCGGGGAGAGUGGGGAGUUAGAGGGUCUGCGGUAGCCGAAGGAGGGAUCCUACGAGGGGGAGCCUGCCUGGUGCCGCUCUUCUUCCCCUCCCUGUCACUCCCCUCCCCCCACCCCGUCGCUGCCGCUUUCCCUUCCGCCAAUUCCGAGAGCGACGGGCGCCUGUGACAUGCGAACGCUGCCAAGUGACGGUCCCCGAGUCUGAAGUGCCCGCGAGGAAGUGAGCGCCAACGCGGGCCGCCGGCGAUGACAGCCAUGAAGCAGGAGCAGCAGCCCACCCCGGGGGCCAGGGCGAGCCAGGCGCAGCCGGCGGACCAGGAACUGGGAAGUAACAGCCCUCCACAGAGAAACUGGAAGGGAAUUGCUAUUGCUCUGCUGGUGAUUUUAGUUGUAUGCUCACUCAUCACUAUGUCAGUCAUCCUCUUAACCCCAGAUGAACUCACAAAUUCGUCAGAAACCAGAUUGUCUUUAGAAGACCUCUUUAGGAAAGACUUUGUGCUUCACGAUCCAGAGGCUCGAUGGAUCAAUGAUUCAGAUGUGGUGUAUAAAAGCGAGAAUGGACAUGUCAUUAAACUGAAUAUAGAAACAAACGCUACCACAUUAUUAUUGGAAAACACAACUUUUGUAACCUUCAAAGCAUCAAGACAUUCAGUUUCACCAGAUUUGAAAUAUGUUCUUCUGGCAUAUGAUGUCAAACAGGUUUUUCAUUAUUCAUAUACUGCUUCAUAUGUGAUUUACAACAUACACACUAGGGAAGUUUGGGAGUUAAAUCCUCCAGAAGUAGAGGACUCCGUCUUGCAGUACGCGGCCUGGGGUGUCCAAGGGCAGCAGCUGAUUUAUAUUUUUGAAAAUAAUAUCUACUAUCAACCUGAUAUAAAGAGCAGUUCAUUGCGACUGACAUCUUCUGGAAAAGAAGAAAUAAUUUUUAAUGGGAUUGCUGACUGGUUGUAUGAAGAGGAACUCCUGCAUUCUCACAUCGCCCACUGGUGGUCACCAGAUGGAGAAAGACUUGCCUUCCUGAUGAUAAAUGACUCUUUGGUACCCACCAUGGUUAUCCCUCGGUUUACGGGAGCAUUGUAUCCCAAAGGAAAGCAGUAUCCGUACCCUAAGGCAGGUCAAGUGAACCCAACAAUAAAAUUAUAUGUUGUAAACCUGUAUGGACCAACUCACACUUUGGAGCUCAUGCCACCUGACAGCUUUAAAUCAAGAGAAUACUAUGUCACUAUGGUUAAAUGGGUAAGCAAUACCAAGACUGUGGUAAGAUGGUUAAACCGACCUCAGAACAUCUCCAUCCUCACAGUGUGUGAGACCACUACAGGUGCUUGUAGUAAAAAAUAUGAGAUGACAUCAGAUACGUGGCUCUCUAAGCAGAAUGAGGAGCCCGUGUUUUCUAGAGAUGGCAGCAAAUUCUUUAUGACAGUUCCUGUUAAGCAAGGGGGACGUGGAGAAUUUCACCACAUAGCUAUGUUCCUCAUCCAGAGUAAAAGUGAGCAAAUUACUGUGCGGCAUCUGACAUCGGGAAACUGGGAAGUGAUAAAGAUCUUGGCAUAUGAUGAAACUACUCAAAAAAUUUACUUUCUGAGCACUGAAUCUUCUCCCAGAGGAAGGCAGCUAUACAGUGCUUCUACUGAAGGAUUAUUGAAUCGCCAAUGCAUUUCAUGUAAUUUCAUGAAAGAACAAUGUACAUAUUUUGAUGCCAGUUUUAGUCCCAUGAAUCAACAUUUCUUAUUAUUCUGUGAAGGUCCAAGGGUCCCAGUGGUCAGCCUACAUAGUACGGACAACCCAGCAAAAUAUUUUAUAUUGGAAAGUAAUUCUAUGCUGAAGGAAGCUAUCCUGAAGAAGAAGAUAGGAAAGCCAGAAAUUAAAAUUCUUCAUAUUGACGACUAUGAACUUCCUUUACAGUUGUCCCUUCCCAAAGAUUUUAUGGACCGAAACCAGUAUGCUCUUCUGUUAAUAAUGGAUGAAGAGCCAGGAGGCCAGUUGGUUACAGAUAAGUUCCAUAUUGACUGGGAUUCCGUACUCAUUGACAUGGAUAAUGUCAUUGUAGCAAGAUUUGAUGGCAGAGGAAGUGGAUUCCAGGGUCUGAAAAUUUUGCAGGAGAUUCAUCGAAGAUUAGGUUCAGUAGAAGUAAAGGACCAAAUAACAGCUGUGAAAUUUUUGCUGAAACUGCCUUACAUUGACUCCAGAAGAUUAAGCAUUUUUGGAAAGGGUUAUGGUGGCUAUAUUGCGUCAAUGAUCUUAAAAUCAGAUGAAAAGCUUUUUAAAUGUGGAUCAGUGGUUGCACCUAUCACAGACUUGAAAUUGUAUGCCUCCGCUUUCUCUGAAAGAUACCUUGGGAUGCCAUCUAAGGAAGAAAGCACUUACCAGGCAGCCAGUGUGCUACAUAAUGUUCAUGGCUUGAAAGAAGAAGAUAUAUUAAUAAUUCAUGGAACUGCUGACACAAAAGUUCAUUUCCAACACUCAGCAGAAUUAAUCAAGCACCUAAUAAAAGCUGGAGUGAAUUAUACUAUGCAGGUCUACCCAGACGAAGGUCAUAACAUAUCUGAGAAGAGCAAGUAUCAUCUCUACAGCACAAUCCUCAAAUUCUUCAGUGAUUGUUUGAAGGAAGAAAUAUCUGUGCUACCACAGGAACCAGAAGAAGAUGAAUAAUGGACCAUAUUUAUACAGAACUGAAGGGAAUAUUGAGGCUCAAUGAAACCUGACAGAGACUGUAAUAGUGUGGUUGCUCCAGAAUGUUAAGGGCAGCUUAUGGAGAUGUCACUGGAGCAGCACGCUCAGAGACAGUGAAUACACAAGUCCAAGUCUACUGUGUUGCUAGGGGUGCAGAACCCGUUUCUUUGUAUGAGAGAGGUCAAAGCGUUGGCUUCCUGGGAGAAAUUAGUUUUGCAUUAAAGUAGGAGUAGUGCAUGUUUUCUUCUGUUAUCCCCCUGUUUGUUCUGUAACUAGUUGCUCUCAUUUUAAUUUCACUGGCCACCAUCAUCUUUGCAUAUAAUGCACAAUUUAUCAUCUGUCCUACAGUCCCUGAUCUUUCAUGGCUGAGCUGCAAUCUAACACUUUACUGUACCUUUAUAAUAAGUGCAAUUCUUUCAUUGUCUAUUAUUAUGCUUAAGAAAAUAUUCAGUUAAUAAAAAACAGAGUAUUUUAUGUAAUUUCUGUUUUUAAAAAGACAUUAUUAAAUGGGUCAAAGGACAUAUAGAAAUGUGGAUUUCAGCACCUUCCAAAGUUCAGCCAGUUAUCAGUAGAUACAAUAUCUUUAAAUGAACACACGAGUGUAUGUCUCACAAUAUAUAUACACACGUGUGCAUAUACAGUUAACGAAACUAUCUUUAAAUGUUAUUCAUGCUAUAAAGGGUAAACGUUUGAUGAAUUAGAAGAGAUGCUCUUUUCCAGGCUAUAAUGGAUGCUUUGUUUAAUGAGCCAAAUAUGAUGAAACAUUUUUUUCCAAUUCAAAUUCUAGCUAUUGCUUUCCUAUAAAUGUUUGGGUUGUGUUUGGUAUUGUUUUUAGUGGUUAAUAGUUUUCUAGUUGCAUUUAAUUUUUUGAAUAUGAUACCUUGUCACAUGUAAAUUAGAUACUUAAAUAUUAAAUUAUAGUUUCUGAUAAAGAAAUUUUGUUAACAA
Molecule: messenger RNA, 3938 nt
Organism: Nomascus leucogenys (northern white-cheeked gibbon)
Lineage: Eukaryota; Metazoa; Chordata; Mammalia; Primates; Hylobatidae
Gene: DPP10
Product: dipeptidyl peptidase like 10
Biological process (GO): proteolysis
Molecular function (GO): serine-type peptidase activity; dipeptidyl-peptidase activity
Source: RefSeq, a predicted model, not a curated record